CGCGGCCGGGCCGCCAUGUUGGGAAGGCAGGUGUUACGGGCGCCCCUCGCCCCGCGCCCGCCCGCCGGCGGGGCCGCGCCGGGCAUCGCCCGCCGCCUGUCCCCUUCCUCCGGCUCCGCGCCCGCUGCUCCCCUGGCAGUGGCGAGCCGGCCGCUCGGGCAGGACUGCGCGGUGCCCCCUCACGGGGAGGGGGGCGGGGGGUGCAGCCCGGUUUAACGGCGACACCGGGGCCGGGCCUACCGCCACGGCGCUGCGCGUGACGCCACCCCCGGAGAAGCCGCCGAUUGGUUGGAGCGGUGCACGUGACCGGCGGCGCGGGGCAGCCAUGGAGGAGCCGGGGCGGCGGCGGGGCGGCGUGAGGCGGUACCGCUUCACCGAGGGGCCGGCGGCGCUAGCGCUGCGCAUCCCCGAGGAGCUGGACUCGCACUACGGGACGUACGUGUGGCCCUGCGCCGUGGUGCUGGCCCAGUACCUCUGGGUGCACCGGAGGAACCUCCCCGGCAAGCGGGUGCUGGAGGUGGGUGCCGGGGUGAGCCUGCCCGGCGUGGUGGCUGCCAAGUGCGGUGCCGAGGUGGUCCUGUCCGACGGCGAGGAGCUGCCCCGCUGCCUGCAGAGCUGCCGCAGGAGCUGCCUGGCCAACCGGCUGCCCCACAUCCCUGUGCUCGGGCUCACCUGGGGACGGGUGUCUCCAGAGCUGCUUGCUCUUCCUCCUGUAGACAUUAUUUUAGGCUCGGAUGUCUUUUUUGACCCGAAAGACUUUGAAGAUAUUUUAAUUACAAUUUACUUCUUGCUGGAAAAGAAUCCACAUGCUCAAUUCUGGACUACUUACCAAGUCCGAAGUGCUGACUGGUCUAUCGAAGCUUUGCUCUGCAAGUGGAAGCUGAAGAGCAUCCUCAUUCCCUUGCACUCCUUCAGUGCGGACAAAGAGCACUUGGCCAGCUCUUCUCUACCAGGAAGACAUACAAUUGAAAUGAUGAUCAUCUCACUAGCACAAUCAGAUGGUACUUAAUUUUUAUUCCACUUUUUGGUUCCAAUACAAGAUGACACUUAACUGUUGACUGUAGCAUGGAUCUGCAGAAAACAGUCUGUUUACAGCAAACCUCAUGCAUAUGUUUUUGGGAAGCAGAUCCCUUCAGCAGUUAAUUCUUAAAACAUGCAUUGUAAAAAUAAAGCUGUUUGAUUGUUCA
Chroicocephalus ridibundus (black-headed gull) is the source of this 1187-nucleotide messenger RNA. It is a transcript of the gene METTL23, whose product is annotated as methyltransferase 23, arginine. NCBI's taxonomy places the organism in Eukaryota, Metazoa, Chordata, Aves, Charadriiformes, Laridae. Gene Ontology annotation, cellular component: nucleus; cytoplasm. The record is from RefSeq and is a predicted model, not a curated record. The transcript has 5 exons. The coding region runs from base 326 to 1009 and encodes 227 amino acids.